GUGUUGAUUUGAUGAAGUUAAAGAGCGCCCAUGUGCGGGCUAGCGUUUAGAACGAGAAACAGCCCCUCUCAAAAAACCUCCCUGCGUUGGGGCGAUUGCUGUUUAAUUCAUUGCAAACACGCAUCAAUAGUUAAUAAUAAUAUUAAUUAAAUUAGGUACUGUUAAAGUGGUCAAAUACAAUAUAUUUUGUUAAGAUUUUUGUAUAUUCGCCUUUAAUAUAUAAGUGCUUCAAGUAACUCCCAUCUAGAAAACGUUCACAGAAUAUCACAAUGAUAAACGUAGCAGGAGUAAUAUCAAUUAUUCUAUUUUAUAUAUUAAUUUUGGGUGUGGGAAUAUGGGCGGCGAGAAAAAAAGAAGCGGGAAACGACUCAGAAGAAGAGGUCAUGUUAGCCGGAAGAAACAUUGGUCUCUUUGUGGGGAUAUUUACCAUGACAGCCACGUGGGUCGGUGGAGGCUACAUAAACGGAACGGCUGAGGCUAUUUACACAUCAGGUUUGGUUUGGUGCCAAGCGCCUUUUGGGUAUUCGCUGAGCUUAGCAUUUGGCGGCAUAUUUUUUGCCAAUAAAAUGCGUCAACAGGGUUACAUCACCAUGCUGGAUCCACUACAGGACACAUUUGGGGAACGUAUGGGAGGGCUUCUCUUCUUGCCAGCACUCUGUGGUGAAGUUUUUUGGGCCGCUGGUAUUCUGGCUGCCCUUGGGGCCACGCUCAGUGUCAUUAUAGACAUGGAUCAUCGCACAAGUGUCAUCUUCAGCGCUUGUAUAGCUGUAUUUUAUACACUGUUUGGAGGAUUAUAUUCAGUAGCGUACACAGAUGUCAUACAAUUGUUUUGUAUAUUUAUUGGAUUGUGGAUGUGCAUUCCGUUCGCUUGGACCAGUGAACAUGUAACAUCUUUGUCGUCGAUGGAUGUGGAUUGGAUUGGAGAAGUCAAAUCUGAGGAGUUGUGGUUUUACAUCGACUACGGAUUAUUACUGGUAUUCGGCGGAAUUCCUUGGCAAGUAUAUUUCCAGAGGGUAUUGUCGAGCAAGUCGGCAGGAAGAGCUCAAGUUUUGUCUUACGUAGCCGCUAUUGGAUGUGUUUUAAUGGCCAUUCCGCCAGUGCUUAUUGGUGCUAUCGCUAAAGGAACAGCUUGGAACGAAACCGGAUAUAAAGGUCCGUACCCAUUGACCGCCGAUGAAACCAGCAUGAUUUUGCCAAUGGUGCUACAAUAUUUAACCCCAGAUUUCGUAUCUUUCUUUGGUUUGGGAGCUGUGUCUGCUGCCGUAAUGUCAUCAGCCGAUUCCAGCGUACUGUCAGCUAGUUCAAUGUUUGCAAGAAAUGUCUACAAACUGAUAUUCAGGCAAAAGGCUUCGGAAAUGGAAAUCAUUUGGGUAAUGAGGGUGUCAAUAUUAAUUGUCGGUGUUCUGGCUACAAUCAUGGCUCUAACUAUACCUUCUAUUUAUGGAUUAUGGUCGAUGUGUUCCGAUUUAGUCUACGUAAUACUGUUCCCGCAGCUUCUGAUGGUUGUCCACUUCAAGGACUAUUGUAACACUUACGGAAGCCUUUCCGCUUACAUAAUAGCAUUCUUAGUACGAGUAUCUGGUGGAGAACCUUUGAUGUUCUUGGAUCCUCUCAUCAAAUAUCCAGGUUACGAUGAAGUUGGACAGAGGCAACUCUUCCCCUUCCGAACAAUGGCAAUGUUAAUAUCGUUGGUUACGUUAAUUGGCGUGUCGUGGUACUCCAAGUGGUUGUUCGAGACUGGCAGACUUGCUCCUGGAUAUGAUUUCUUUAAUUGCGUGGUUAAUAUUCCUGAAGAUAUAGAAAGAGUAGGAGAACCAGCUGAAGAAGGUGAACAAAUGUCGGUGAUGGCUUCCGGGGCUAUGGGAAAAUUAUAUGGAGCCGCUACUUUAGUCGGAAAGGACGAGCGGAAUGGGAGGAUCAAUCCAGCAUUAGAGGCUGAUGAUGAUAUUCCAUCUUCGGAAGUUGAAAGACUAAGAAGUUCAGUGAGCAGUGGCGGAGGUAACCGUAAUAUUACUAAUCCAGUAGACACCUCCCAAACAACACUAUAAAUUAAUUAAACAGAAGUCUUCGUUUGCAGUAAAUGUAUGUUAAUUUCCAAGGAUAGAUAGGUGCUAUGUAGAAACUAUAAGUGGUUAAUAGUUAUAUUAUAACUGCUGGACGGUUAUUAAGUCAGUUGUUUUCUGGGUCGAAAACAGUUUUUUUAAUGUUCAGUUUUUGUGAAGCAUAUUUAUGUGAUACACUUAACAAUUACGAAAAAGACUUUAAUAUGUAUAUAGGUUUUUUAAUUUAACAUUUUAAAUAUUAUGAAAAUAUAUUAAACAUUAUGUCUUGUAAAAAAAAAUAAUUUCAAUAUGAUCAUUUCCUAAAGGGCUUACAGGUUAGUAUAAAUAAUUAAGGUGCGAUUCUAGCGUUUUUUAGGACUGUACCUUUUUUGUGAUUGUUAAGGUCUUAAUAUUAUCGUACUUUUUAGUUUCAGUAAUUAUUUUGAACCAAAUUACAUCGAAUUCUUCCCAGAAAUCUUGUUAACUUUCUAAAGAGGUUUAAGUACGGAAUUGUAUCCUAAUAAUACCUAUAAUUGUUAUUGGAUUAUAUUUUAUUCUAGGUGUACCAAAGCUAUAAAUAUUUAUAAUUUUAGACCUGCUGAACUUUUUUAAAUAUUGGAUUAAAUACAGAAAAGAUGGCUUGAAACAUUGAUUGUGGUAGAAUCUAGCGCUAUCGUUGGUGAUUCAUUACACGAUGUGAUAAUUUAGGCAUAAAUACGGAAUGUAGCAGAAAUGCUCUUGUUUAGUGGGUCUAUUUAGCAGUAUUAAUAUUAAUUUUUUAUCAAAUUUUAAAUGUUCGAUGUAUAUUUCUCAAAAUUUCUCUGAAUGUCUCGAUGUGGUAAAACAAUAAUUAGAAUAUUUCAAUUUAAUUUUACGUUUUAUGGCAAUUCACAGAGGAUAAAAGACUAAAUAAUCUAUACAUAUCAGAAAAACAUAUCAUAUAUCUCAAGUAUAUCAAUAAAUGCAUUUUCAUAUUCGAAAAAUUAAUAAGUAUAAAUUAAAUUAUUCAUUAUUUAUGUAAACUUUUCAUUUCCCAGGAUGUUCACAGAAGAAAUACUGUUACUUUCACAAAGCCAACGCUAAACGAUUUAGUAUCUAUCAAUUUCAGAAAGUGAAGACGAACUGAACAAUGCCAAUAGAAAGCAUUUCGCGUGUAUCUUUGAUGUACUUAUUGAAUGCAGUAAACGUAGCUAUACCUUCGGUAAAACACGCGUAAGGUCAUUACCGGUUAUAAAUAGAUAAAUAAGGAAGAUUUACAGCAUUUAGCGGUUAUCUAAUAAAUAUGUAUAGUUUCAACUUUCCAUCAUUUACCUAAUUUAUAUUUGUCUAGUUAUUUAUAUAUUUAUAUUCUAGAUAAUUACAAUUUAUAACACAGUUUGAUUUUAAUAUUGCGCUUCCCCAAAAUCAGAGAAUCAGAAUACGUUUCAAUUUUUUUAAAUCUAAAGAGCACUUUGCAUUGCGUGAGACUAUGAAAAGCAAUAAUCAUCGAUGGUUUCGCCAGAGGCAUUAACUACCUUAUCUGUGAACAACCUACGUAACUAGAAAACUAUACCUAUAUGUUAAAUUGAUUGUAAGUUUGAAAUAUCACAUGUAGUGUAUAUUACGAUGUAGAAAAACGUUAUGACCACUGUUGUUGCUGUAAUAUAAAAUAUAAAGAAAAAAUAUAUUUGGUAUGAUGUGUAUACUAAAUUUAAAAUAAUAGACUGUUAUCUUGAACUAUAAAAUAGUCUUUGAUGUAAAUUUAUGGUAAACUAAAUGUAAUAUAUUAGGAAAUCUAGAAUAUUGUUGAAAAAUAAAUCGUAUCAAGUGA
This is a messenger RNA of Aethina tumida (small hive beetle), 3852 nucleotides long. RefSeq names its product high-affinity choline transporter 1. The record is from RefSeq and is a predicted model, not a curated record. The transcript is spliced from 5 exons. Gene Ontology annotation, cellular component: plasma membrane. The coding region runs from base 270 to 2048 and encodes 592 amino acids. Gene Ontology annotation, molecular function: choline:sodium symporter activity. Gene Ontology annotation, biological process: transmembrane transport; acetylcholine biosynthetic process; choline transport. NCBI's taxonomy places the organism in Eukaryota, Metazoa, Arthropoda, Insecta, Coleoptera, Nitidulidae.